UUAAAGUAUGCCUGGUUUAGAAAAAUAAUUGCCUAACCGAAUUAGCAAAUGUUAAGUAUUAGCUAAAGCUAGCCUUUUAACAUGUAGCAUAUCAAGACAUAUAUUAUCUCAUGUAUGCAGUUAGAAGAAGGAUUCUGGCUCAUCUAUCCACACUGAUCUCCAUGUUAUGCAUCUUAUCCACGAGUAAAGACGAGUAAACCACUAGGAUGGAUUUCAACGAGGAAAAUAUGACACCAAAGGACAUGCUUGAGAAAAUAGCUGAGCUGGACUACAGUCAAAGCCAGCUUAGGGACAUGAACUCUGUGAUGAGGGACUGGCUGGAUGUUGCAGAGGAUGAAGUUGCAAUGCUGCGCUCAGAGAACGUUGCCCUCAGAAAACAAGUGAAAGUCCAAGAGAAGCUCAUCAGUGAACCACAGCAGGUUGAAGCAGAGUCUGACAGCUUCGUACUAACCGAUGCCCUGGAUGUAAGAAGGCACACUGAAACAAAGAUUCAGGAAUUGGAGGAGGAAUCCACCAUGCUGAAGGAACAAAAUAAGACACUAACAUCAGAGAUCAAAAUAAUUCAGGAAGAAAGAGAACAGGACAAAAUCAGCCUGGGCAAGUUACAGGUUGCGUUAAAAACCCUCGAGUUUGACAUGGAGGUGGCUCAGGUUGAGCUACAGCACAAGGAUGGAGAUAUUUAUCAGAAAGAUCUAAAACUGAAGCAUUUGGAGGAAACGGUAGAGGAGUGUUCCAACAUCAUAAAAGAUCUCAGGCAGACAAAUCAGGAGCUGAGGGAGCAGUUGGAGGACAGACAGGACGAGGCCUUACUGUCUGCUCUGAAUGAUCUGACUGAAGAAUCGGAAAUAUCACCUAGUCCCUCUCUGUCCAUCUUAGAGGAAAUUAAGAUGCUGACCACAUCAGAUGAAGGGAAAACAUGCAUUUUAGACUCCAACCAUUUAAAAACUGAAGAACAUGAGGCUGAGGAGGUACUGAAACCCCAGAGUCCCACAGUUGACCUGCAGAACGAAAGGUGGACAGGUACUUCAAACACAGGAGUCCAGGGAACAAGACUGUUUCUGAUCUGCAUCUCCAUUCUCGCUUUUUUCCUCUUUGUGGCUAUGGAAAUUAUCUCCGAAAACUGCCCUUUGUUUUCCAUCUGCACCUUCUGGACCAGUGCACAGAUGAUGUUACUGCCCUACUGCAGUGUGCACUAUAGUGACUUACCUCCUAUUUGACAAU
Solea solea (common sole) is the source of this 1221-nucleotide messenger RNA. Its product is annotated as coiled-coil domain-containing protein 14-like. Gene Ontology annotation, molecular function: dynein complex binding. Gene Ontology annotation, biological process: spindle assembly; actin filament organization; telomere localization. Gene Ontology annotation, cellular component: meiotic nuclear membrane microtubule tethering complex; chromosome, telomeric region; lateral element. Bases 207 to 1217 code for a protein of 336 amino acids. NCBI's taxonomy places the organism in Eukaryota, Metazoa, Chordata, Actinopteri, Pleuronectiformes, Soleidae. The transcript is spliced from 12 exons. The record is from RefSeq and is a predicted model, not a curated record.